This is a messenger RNA of Otolemur garnettii (small-eared galago), 7296 nucleotides long. It is a transcript of the gene KIF26B, whose product is annotated as kinesin family member 26B. Gene Ontology annotation, biological process: microtubule-based movement. The record is from RefSeq and is a predicted model, not a curated record. NCBI's taxonomy places the organism in Eukaryota, Metazoa, Chordata, Mammalia, Primates, Galagidae. Bases 445 to 6768 code for a protein of 2107 amino acids. Gene Ontology annotation, molecular function: ATP binding; microtubule motor activity; microtubule binding. The transcript is spliced from 15 exons.
AGUUACCAAGCUCGGUGAAGGAGACAAGUUCCCACAGCCGGCUCGGCUCGGCGAGGGCUCGCCCACCUUCCCUGCAGCUGCCGUGUGCCCUGAUUGUAUUCCUCUUCCCUCGUGGAGAGGAACGGACUCACUUGGCUGCGGAAAAUGCCAAUAAUCUGGAUGCAACCGUGAAAGGAGAACGUGUGGCUCGGAGAGGCAGAAGACGAUGAGGAAAAGCUUUAUUUGAAGAGAAGAAUAAACCAGCUACCCCAACCCUUUCUGCAAUUGGCGUUUUACUUCUGGGGUCCAUUUGCUUUUAUCUCCCUCCUCCGCCCCUCCUUUAAGAAAUCUUGACUUGAGGGCCAAGAGACAGCCCCCUACAACUGGGGGACGCUUCUGGGUUGGAAGACCUCUCGGAUGUAGCGUUGGUGGAACACUUAGAUACUCUCCUCUGGAAACGCCACCAUGAAUUCGGUAGCUGGGAAUAAAGAGAGGCUUGCGGUCUCCACCAGGGGCAAGAAAUACGGGGUGAAUGAAGUCUGCUCGCCCACCAAGCCGGCGGCGCCCUUCUCUCCCGAGAGCUGGUACAGGAAAGCCUAUGAGGAGUCGCGCGCCGGGAGCCGGCCCACCCCCGAGGGCGCAGGCUCAGCUCUCGGCUCGUCCGGGACCCCGUCCCCCGGCUCGGGCACCUCGUCCCCGAGCUCUUUCACGGGCUCCCCGGGCCCCGCCUCCCCGGGCAUCGGCACCAGCUCGCCGGGCUCCCUGGGCGGUUCUCCGGGCUUCGGCACGGGCUCCCCGGGCUCGGGCAGCGGCGGCGGCUCCUCCCCCGGCUCGGACCGUGGCGUCUGGUGCGAGAACUGCAACGCCCGCCUGGUGGAGCUGAAGAGGCAGGCUCUGAAGCUGCUCCUCCCCGGGCCUUUCCCCGGCAAGGACCCUGCUUUCUCGGCCGUGAUUCAUGACAAACUCCAGGUCCCCAACACCAUCCGGAAGGCAUGGAAUGACCGGGACAACCGCUGUGACAUCUGUGCCACGCACCUGAACCAGCUGAAGCAGGAGGCCAUCCAGAUGGUGCUGACCUUGGAGCAGGCGGCUGGCAGUGAGCACUAUGAUGCCUCCCCUGGCUCACCCCCACCACUGUCCAGCAUCCCCGCCCUGGUGGGCUCCCGGCACAUGGGUGGACUCCAGCAGCCCAGGGAUUGGGCCUUUGUGCCUGCCGCCUACGCCUCCUCCAACUACACAGGCUUCGUCAACAAGCAUGGCAGCAAACCCAACAGCCUUGGGGUCAGUAAUGGGGCAGAAAAGAAGAGUGGGUCCCCCACCCACCAGGCCAAGGUCAGCCUCCAGAUGGCCACCAGUCCCAGCAAUGGGAACAUCCUCAAUUCAGUGGCCAUCCAGGCUCACCAAUACCUGGACGGCACCUGGUCCCUGUCAAGAACCAAUGGGGUCACCUUGUACCCAUACCAGAUCUCUCAGCUGAUGACAGAGAGUGGCCGGGAGGGGCUGACAGAAGCCGCGCUGAACCGCUACAAUGCAGACAAGCCCUCCGCCAGCAGCGUCCCGGCCUCCCAGGGCUCCUGCGUGGCCAGCGAGACGACCACAGGCACCUCCGUGGCUGCGUCCUUCUUCGCACGAGCUGCCCAGAAGUUGAAUCUGUCUUCUAAAAAGAAGAAACACCGACCUUCCACUUCUUCCAUUGCUGAGCCCCCGCUCUUUGCCACCAGCUUCAGCGGGAUUCUGCAGACGUCCCCUCCCCCAGCCCCUCCCUGUCUGCUGAGAGCCGUCAACAAGGUCAAGGACACCCCAGGCCUGGGCAAGGUGAAAGUCAUGCUUCGCAUUUGCUCCACCCUGGCUCGCGAUAGCUCAGAAUCCAGUUCCUUCUUAAAGGUGGACCCUCGGAAGAAGCAGAUCACCUUGUAUGACCCCCUGACGUGUGGAGGUCAGAAUGCUUUCCAGAAGAGAGGCAGCCAGGUUCCUCCAAAGAUGUUCGCCUUUGAUGCAGUUUUUCCGCAAGACGCUUCUCAGGCUGAAGUGUGCGCUGGGACUGUGGCGGAGGUGAUCCAGUCUGUGGUCAACGGAGCAGAUGGCUGCGUGUUCUGUUUUGGGCAUGCCAAGCUGGGAAAAUCCUAUACGAUGAUCGGGAAGGACGAUUCCAUGCAAAACCUCGGCAUCAUUCCCUGUGCCAUCUCCUGGCUCUUCAAGCUGAUUAACGAACGGAAGGAAAAGACGGGCGCCCGUUUCUCUGUCCGGAUCUCCGCCGUGGAAGUGUGGGGGAAGGAGGAGAACCUGCGGGACCUGCUGUCGGAGGUGGCCACGGGCAGCCUGCAGGACGGCCAGUCCCCGGGCGUGUACCUCUGCGAGGACCCCAUCUGUGGCACACAGCUGCAGAACCAGAGCGAGCUGCGGGCCCCCACCGCAGAGAAGGCGGCCUUUUUCCUGGACGCAGCCAUCGCCUCUCGCCGGAGCCACCAGCAGGACUGUGACGAGGACGCCCACCGCAGCUCACACAUGUUCUUCACGUUGCACAUCUACCAGUACCGGAUGGAGAAGAGCGGCAAGGGCGGAAUGUCUGGAGGUCGCAGCCGCCUGCAUCUCAUAGAUCUCGGCAGCUGUGUGAAAGCUCUUAGCAAAAAUCGGGAAGGAGGCGCAGGGCUGUGCCUGUCACUGUCUGCUCUGGGCAAUGUCAUCCUGGCUCUUGUCAACGGCAGCAAACACAUUCCAUACAAAGAGAGCAAGCUCGCCAUGCUGCUGCGGGAAUCCCUGGGGAACAUGAACUGUCGCACCACCAUGAUCGCUCACAUCUCAGCCGCGGCUGGGAGCUACGCGGAGACCCUCUCCACCAUCCAGAUUGCCUCGAGAGUCUUGAGGAUGAAGAAAAAGAAGACGAAGUACACAUCCAGCUCCUCUGGGGGAGAAAGUUCUUGUGAAGAAGGCAGAAUGCGCAGGCCCACCCAGCUGAGACCCUUCCACACCAGGGCCACGGGGGACCCUGACUUCCCAAUCGCCCACCUGUCCAGUGAUCCCGACUACUCCUCCAGCAGUGAGCAAUCCUGUGACACUGUCAUCUACAUCGGGCCUAAUGGCACAGCCCUCUCUGACAAGGAGCUCACCGACAACGAGGGCCCCCCAGACUUUGUCCCUAUUGUGCCAGCCCUGCAGAAGACCAGGGGCGACAGCCAGGCCACGGAGGCAGGAGAGGCUGCGGCCAACAAAUCAGAAAGGGACUGCUUGAAGUGCAACACGUUUGCUGAGCUGCAGGAGAGGCUGGACUGCAUCGAUGGCAGCGAGGAGCCCAGCGAGUUUCCUUUCGAAGAGCUGCCUGCCCAGUUUGGGGCUGAGCCCCUGAGCAAAUGCCCCCUGUUAAGCCAAGGGGCUGGAGCAAGCCCCCUCUCUGAGUCUGAUAAGGAAGAUAAUGUGUCUGAAGGCCCUCUGACUGAGAGAGAAAGCACAGACCCCCCAGCCUCCAAGAUGCAGAGGAGUCACUCGCCUGUCCCUGCCGCCAUGGCGCCCCCCCACAGCCCCAGCCCUGCCUCGCCCAGGAGCAUCCCGGGCAGCAGCAGCCAGCACGGAGCCACCCAGCUUGUGCACAGUCCCAGCCUCCAGAGCAGCCGGGAGAGCCUGAGCUCCUGUGGCUUCGUGGACGGCAAGCCCAGGCCCAUGGGCUCGCCACGGCUGGGCAUCGCCAGCCUGUCCAAGACCUCAGAGUACAAACCGCCCAGCUCCCCUUCCCAGAGGUGCAAAGUCUACACCCAGAAGGGGGUCCUGCCGUCUCCUGCCCCCCUGAGCAAGGACUCUGGCACAGUAUCUAGUGAGUCCUUACUGCAGCCUGAGGUCCGUACCCCACCAGUUGGAAUGAGCCCCCAGAUUUUGAAGAAAUCCAUGUCUGCUGGGAGUGAAGGGUUCCCAGAAAUCCCCGUCGAUGAUGAGUGUCAGGCAGAAACCCCUCCAGAUCCUAAGAAGGAGAUUCUGAGCACCACGAUGGUGACAGUGCAGCAGCCUCUGGAGCUGAAUGGCGAGGAUGAGCUGGUGUUCACGCUGGUGGAGGAGCUGACCAUCAGCGGAGUCCUGGACAGCGGCCGCCCCACCAGCAUCAUCAGCUUUAACAGCGACUGCUCCGUGCAAGCGGUGGCCUCGGGCUCCCGGCCGGUCAGCAUCAUCAGCAGCAUCAGUGAGGACCUGGAGGGCUACUCCAGCGUGGCUCCCGUCUCCGAGGUCAGCAUCACACAGUUCUUGCCCCUCCCCAAACUCAGCCUGGAGGAGAAGGCCCGGGAGGCAGGGAGCAGGCGUUCCUCCAUCAGCUCCUGGCUCAGCGAGAUGAGCGCAGGCAGUGAGGGCGAGCAGUCCUGCCACAGCUUCAUAGCCCAGACGUGUUUUGGACACGGGGAAGCGAUGGCAGAACCCCCGACUGCGGAGUUUGUCAGCAGUGUCCAGAACACGGCUGUGGUGUGCAGAGAGAAGCCCAAGGCAGGCCCCGACAACUUGCUCAUCUUGUCCGAGAUGGGGGAAGACUCUUUCAACAAAGCGACCCCCAUCAAAGGCUGCAAAAUAUCCACCCUGGGCAAGGCCAUGGUCACAAUCUCCAACAGGGCAAAUCUGAGCAGCUGCGAAGGCUACAUCCCCAUGAAGACCAACAUCACAGUCUACCCCUGCAUCGCCGUGAGCCCCCGGAACAUCCAAGAGCCUGAAGCAGCCAGAGCCACCCCCAAAGCCGCCCAGGCCCAGGAAAGUAAAGAAGCCAGUGCAAAGAAAGAGAUGAAGUUUGAGGACCCCUGGCUAAAACGAGAAGAGGAGGUAAAAACAGAGACUGUUCAGCCUGAUGACAACGAGGGCAUCAGGUACGAGAUGGCCACAGGCCCCACAAAGGGUGAGGCCAGAGCGGAGCAGGAACAGGACAGAAAGCCCAGCCCUGGGGACAAGCUCGGCAGCAGCAGUGGGGACGUGUCAGCCUCGCCGGUGACCGACAACUUCAGGAGGUUUGUGGAUGGGUGUGAGAUGGCCCUGCCGGCUUUGGCUGCCCAGAGCCCUGUGUAUCCCAACAAAAGUGUGAAGUCAAGCAGCCUCCCAAGGGCUUCCCAGAAAGCCGGCAGGCAGGAGGAGCUGGACGGCCUCUUCUAUCACUGCACUGCGGAGACCAACGGGAUCGGCACAGCCACCGGCGCCCAGCCCUCCAAGGCCACCCUGGAUAGGAAGGUGGCUUCCCCCAAGCAUUGUGUCCUGGCUCGGCCCAAAGGGACUCCCCCUCUACCCCCUGUCCGAAAAUCCAGCUUGGACCAGAAGAACCGGGCGAGCCCCCAGCACAGCGCCAGCAGCAGUGGCACCAGCAGCCCCUUGAACCAGCCAGCCCCCUUCCUGGCCGGCUUCCCGGAUGAGCCCAGCAGCAAGAUGAAGGACGCCAGCGGCAGCAGCAAGCUCUUCAGUGCCAAGCUGGAGCAGCUGGCCAGCAGGACCAACUCCCUCGGCAGGACGACGGUCAGCCACUACGAAUGCCUGUCUCUGGAGAGGGCCGAGAGCCUGUCCUCCGUGAGUGCCCGGCUGCAUGCCAAGGACAGCACCAUGCCCCGCGCGGGAAGGAGCCUGGGCCGCAGCGCGGGCGCCUCGCCACCAGGCACCGGGCCCUGCCAGUCGGCUGGGGCAUCGCCCAAGGCCACCCAGUCCAAGAUCUCUGCCGUGAGCAAGCUCCUCCUGGCCAGUCCCAAAGCGCGCAGCCUGUCCACCUCUACCACCAAAACCCUCAGUUUCUCCACCAAGUCUCUGCCCCAGUCGGUGGGCCAGAGCCCCAGCCUGCCCCCCGGCGGGAAGCACAUGUCCUGGUCCACGCAGUCCCUCAGCCGGAACCGAGGCUCGGGACUGGCUUCCAAACUGCCGCUGCGGGCAGUCAACGGGCGCAUCUCCGAGCUGCUGCAGGGCAGCGCGGCCGCCCGGGCCUCGCAGCUGCGGGCCAGGCCAGACUCGGAGGAGCGCAGCGGGGCCCCUGCGGAGGACAAGCCGGCGGCCGCGCACCUGCUGCCGUCGCCCUACAGCAAGAUCACGCCGCCGCGGAAGCCCCACCGCUGCAGCAGCGGCCAUGGCAGCGACAACAGCAGCGUGCUCAGCGGGGAGCUCCCGCCAGCCAUGGGGAAGACCGCCCUGUUCUACCACAGCGGCGGCAGCAGCGGCUACGAGAGCAUGAUGCGGGACAGCGAGGCCACCGGCAGCGCGUCCUCGGCCCAGGACUCCAUGAGCGAGAACAGCAGUUCCGUGGGCGGGCGGUGCCGGAGCCUCAAAGCCCCAAAGAAACGGUCCAAUUCAGGUUCUCAGAGACGGAGGCUCAUCCCAGCCUUGUCCCUCGACACCUCCUCCCCUGUGAGAAAACCAGCCACCAGCUCCGGGGUCCGCUGGGUCGACGGCCCCUUGCGGGGCGCCCAGAGGGGCCUUGGGGAACCUUUCGAGAUUAAGGUUUAUGAAAUUGAUGACGUGGAGCGCCUGCAGCGGCGACGAGGGGGCACCAGCAAGGAGGUCAUGUGCUUCAAUGCUAAACUGAAAAUCCUGGAGCAUCGCCAGCAGAGAAUUGCUGAGGUCCGGGCCAAGUAUGAGUGGCUGAUGAAGGAGCUGGAGACGACCAAACAGUAUCUGAUGCUGGAUCCCAACAAAUGGCUCAGUGAAUUUGACUUGGAGCAGGUUUUGGAGCUGGAUUCCCUGGAGUACCUGGAGGCGCUCGAGUGUGUGACAGAGCGCCUGGAGAGCCGCGUCAACUUCUGCAAGGCGCACCUCAUGAUGAUCACCUGCUUUGACAUCACCUCCAGGCGCCGGUAGAGAGCAGGGCCCGUCAGAGCGGGCUCUCACUCCCCAGGACUUCACAGAGACAUCGUACGCCCCCAGUCGUCUUGGCUGGUGGCAUCGGCUACAAUGAAUGAGGAUGAAGGUUGGUGGCAGGUCUGGAGUGAGCGUUGAGCGGAAGGCGAUUUUUCUUUGAUUUUCUGUAGGAAAGGUGCAAAUGCCAAACACCCCCGGAAGGAGAAAGUGAUGGAAGCCCAAGGGAUGUCGAAGCCCCAGGAGACUGAGAAAGCACUUUGAGGAACUGUAAAGACCUUGUUUGUACAUAAGAACUGCUGGCAAAAGCAGCCUCACUCUUCUCUGGCUUUUGGGAGGAAGGGGGAGGUGGACGUAAGAUUGCUGUGGAAAGUGAACACAAAACAACAACUAAAGGACCCAGAAUGACUGAUUAAGUGCCUUGCAAAUCUUAUUAGCCAAACAUUUAUGUUCAUACUUUUCUCGUGUACAGAUGGUGCUAGUCAAGAUGAAAACAUCAAAACAAAAAAGAAAAUUGCAUUUGUGAAAUGU